Molecule: messenger RNA, 930 nt
Organism: Euleptes europaea (tarantolino)
Lineage: Eukaryota; Metazoa; Chordata; Lepidosauria; Squamata; Sphaerodactylidae
Product: olfactory receptor 8S1-like
Exons: 1
Coding region: 1-930 (309 amino acids)
Biological process (GO): G protein-coupled receptor signaling pathway
Cellular component (GO): membrane
Molecular function (GO): olfactory receptor activity; G protein-coupled receptor activity
Source: RefSeq, a predicted model, not a curated record
AUGGAAAAUCAAACCAUAAUAACAGAGUUUAUACUGUUGGGGCUCUCCAGUGACCCACAUCUACAGGUUUUUCUGUUCUUGUUGUUUCUAAUCAUAUUUUCAAUGAUAUUAUUAGGGAAUGCAACAAUUAUUCUGGUGAUCCGGAUGGAGGUUGGCCUUCAGAGCCCUAUGUUCUUCUUCCUCAGCCAUUUAGCCCUUGUGGACAUCUAUUAUUCCUCGGUCACUCUCCCAAAGAUGCUGGAAAACUUCAUUGCACAGAACAAAACCAUUUCCCUGGAAGGAUGCAUCACUCAGAUCUUUUUCUUUUUCCAGUCUGCCGAUGCUGAGGUUUUCAUCCUCUCCGCAAUGGCUUAUGACCGCUAUGUUGCCAUCUGUGACCCACUGCAUUAUUCCACCAUCAUGAAAAAGACUUUCUGCAGACAGCUGGUGGGUGGAGCAUGGUUAUUGGGUUUCUUAUAUGCGAUGGCAAACACGUUGCCAUUGGCAAAUGCCCAUUUUUGCGGGAACAAUACUAUCCCCCACUAUAGCUGUGAACUUCCUUCCCUCUUGCCAUUGUCUUGCAGCUACCCUCUCACCAAUUAUGUUGUGCUUUUCACCUCUGUAGUAGUAUUUGGGCUCAGCUCGUUCCUUCUCACCCUUGUCUCUUAUGUUCACAUCAUCUCCACCAUCUUGAAAAUUCGCUCCGCCGAGGGGAGAAGCAAAGCCUUCUCCACCUGCAGCUCCCACCUCAUUGUGGUUGGCUUAUUUUACUCGGCAGCUUUUUUUCGGUACAUGAAGCCCAAUUCCGAAUCAUUUAUAGAACUGGACAAAGUGGUGUCAAUCCAGUACAGCAUCUUAACACCCCUGUUCAAUCCAAUAAUAUAUAGCUUGAAAAACAAUGACAUCAAAACUGCUUUGAGGAAAUUUUUUGGAAACCUUAGGUUUUUUUAA